Messenger RNA from Erpetoichthys calabaricus (reedfish), 1436 nucleotides. It is a transcript of the gene hdac8, whose product is annotated as histone deacetylase 8. Lineage: Eukaryota; Metazoa; Chordata; Cladistia; Polypteriformes; Polypteridae. The transcript has 11 exons. Gene Ontology annotation, molecular function: histone deacetylase activity. The record is from RefSeq and is a predicted model, not a curated record.
UGAUCAGUUUUACUUUUUGAAGUGAACGAAACAUAAGCAGUGGGGUUUCAGAAUCUUGUAUAUGUUAUCAGUAAAUCUUAAAUUAGCUUUUAUUUUGAUGUUCUUUACAGGCGGAAACAAAAAUUAAGCGGCCCUCUUGUAUUUUCAUCCUUGUUUCUUUCUGGGUGGAGUCUUUUCAGUGAAACACAGUUUGUCCGUUUGGUUAAUGUAAAGUGAGGGACAUUUAAAAAAUAAAGUUAACGAUGAGUGUGAGUUGCAAAGCCGACGGUGUCAGUUCCCCCGACCCCGACAUCGUCUAUAUUUACUGCCCGGAGUACAUCGACACAUGUGACUCGCUGUCUAAGGUGCCUAAAAGGGCAAGUAUGGUACACUCGUUGAUUGAAGCUUAUGGACUACUUAAAUGUAUGAGAGUAGUGAAGCCUCGGAUAGCAACAGUGGAAGAAAUGGCAGCAUUUCAUACUGAUUCCUACCUGGAGCAUCUACACAAAGUCAAUGAGAGAGGUGAUGAGGAUGAUCCAGAAUCAUUAGAGUAUGGACUGGGUUAUGACUGCCCUGCAACAGAAGGCAUUUUUGAUUAUGCUGCUGCUGUAGCAGGGGCCUCUCUAACGGCUGCCCAGCUUUUGACUGAAAGAAAAUGUAGAGUGGCAAUCAACUGGGCAGGAGGUUGGCAUCAUGCGAAAAAAGAUGAAGCUUCUGGGUUUUGCUAUGUCAAUGAUGCUGUCCUUGGAAUAUUGAGAUUGCGGCAAACAUAUGAGAGAGUCUUGUACAUAGACAUGGACUUACAUCAUGGUGAUGGAGUGGAAGAUGCCUUUAGUUUUACUUCUAAAGUGAUGACGGUUUCUCUUCACAAGUUUUCUCCAGGAUUUUUUUCCAGAUCUGUUUGAUUUACAGGGACUGGGGAUUUAUCUGACGCUGGACUUGGAAAGGGAAGAUGGUAUUCAGUGAAUGUUCCUUUGCAAGAUGGAAUUCAGGAUGACAAUUAUUACCACAUUUUCCAAAGUGUCCUACAGGAGGUUCAUGCUGCUUUUAACCCUGAAGCAUUAGUAUUACAGCUAGGUGCAGAUACCAUCGCUGGAGACCCAAUGUGCUGUUUUAAUAUGACACCAGUGGGAGUUGGAAAAUGCCUCCAGUAUGUUCUACAGUGGAACCUUCCAACUCUUUUACUUGGAGGAGGAGGCUAUCACCUUGCCAAUACUGCCCGAUGUUGGAGUUAUCUGACUGGCAUUGUCAUUGGCCAAACACUUUCCUCAGAGAUUCCAGAUCAUGAGUUUUUCACAGAAUAUGGUCCUGAUUAUGUUCUGGAGAUCACCCCAAGCUGUCGACCAGAUCGUAACGAGCCUCAGCAAAUACAGCAGGUCAUUAACAUAAUUAAACGUAACUUAAAAAAUGUGGUUUAAGAGGUAUGCUGGAGUCCAGUUUUCAGAACAGGAUCUCCA